Opisthorchis viverrini is the source of this 3390-nucleotide messenger RNA. RefSeq lists its product as hypothetical. Gene Ontology annotation, molecular function: protein binding; A-type (transient outward) potassium channel activity. Lineage: Eukaryota; Metazoa; Platyhelminthes; Trematoda; Opisthorchiida; Opisthorchiidae. The transcript is spliced from 6 exons. Gene Ontology annotation, cellular component: membrane; voltage-gated potassium channel complex. The record is from RefSeq and is a predicted model, not a curated record. The coding region runs from base 146 to 3250 and encodes 1034 amino acids. Gene Ontology annotation, biological process: protein homooligomerization; potassium ion transmembrane transport.
GGAAAACUAAGCGUUCAUAUAUACGAUUUACACUUUUCCUGCUUGGACAUUCUGUAUGAAAUCUGACCAGUCUUGUCUCAACCCAUUUUGGGAGCAUCAGUUGAAGCCACGAAAUUCCACAUUGGGGUAACGCCAAGUUAUUGAAAUGUCACAAGUAUGUGACUUGGUGCAUGCAACGGCCUGGCUACCACUAAUUCGGGCCACUGCAAUAGGAUGGAUUCCCUUGGCACACAACCCACUGCCAAAACCCAUCAGUUUGAAAGAGGGUUCACAAGUAGUGCUAACUCGUGGCAUCGAGCAUAAAGCAGUAAUAAAUGUAAGUGGACAGAGGUUCGAGGUUUCAAAGAGCAGUCUUAACCGUUACCCACAUACUUUAUUGGGAUCUGAUGAACGGGACUAUUUCUUUGAUGAAUCAGCCGGAGAAUAUUAUUUUGAUCGUGACCCAGAAAUAUUUCGACAUAUCCUAACGUAUUACCGCUGUGGCCACCUUCAUUAUCCCAAAAAAGAGUGUGUCAUACAAUAUGAGGACGAGUUGGCGUAUUUCCGCAUAGCACCGGAGGCAUUGGGAGACUGUUGUUAUGAAGAUUAUCACGAUUGCAAGCGAGAAAAUUCGGAGCGUCUGUUGGAGGAAAAGUCUGUGGCGAAGGAAGCCGCAGACGUUCCCAAAAGCUUCCGAGAGCGCCUUUGGCAAGCCUUCGAAAAUCCAGCCUUCUCCACUACAGCCAUUGUAAUUUAUUAUGUCACCGGCUUUUUUAUCGCGGUUUCGGUCUUUGCAAACAUCACUGAAACAAUUCCCUGCGGACUAGAGCCAGGACUGAACAAAGCCCGCGCAUGUGGUGACAAGUAUAAUGCUGCAUUUUCCUGUUUGGAUACUGCUUGUGUUAUCAUUUUCACCGUGGAAUAUUGUGCUCGCAUGUAUGCUGCUCCUAACCGAUGGAAGUUUUUUAUUACCGUAAUGAGCAUAAUUGACGUAGUUGCAAUAUUGCCCUUCUAUAUUGGACUACUGAUGCCGGACAACAAAAGCGUUUCUGGGGUCUUCACAACUUUGCGAGUUUUUCGUGUGUUUCGUGUGUUCAAAUUCUCGCGACACAGUGUUGGACUACGGAUAUUGGGCUACACGCUGAAAUCGUGCGCUUCCGAACUGGGCUUUCUGUUAUUCAGUCUGACAAUGGUCAUCAUUAUUUUUGCAACGGUUAUGUAUUACGCAGAGAAAUCUGUAGUGGACACAACCUUUUCAAGCAUCCCGGCCGCAUUUUGGUACACGAUUGUUACCAUGACGACGCUUGGCUAUGGGGACAUGGUACCAGAAACCAUCGUGGGCAAAAUAGUCGGCGGAAUGUGCUCACUAUCUGGCGUGCUUGUCAUAGCUCUCCCGGUUCCGGUUAUCGUGUCCAACUUCUCGCGCAUCUACAAUCAGAGUCAACGGUCUGACAAACGACAGGCCCAGAAAAGAGCUCGGCAAGCAAGGAUUCGCCUAGCGCAAAUGAUGGCAGCCGUUAGCGCGGGCGAGGAAAAAUCAGAGGACAGUGAAAAUGAAGGAGGGCUUUAUGGAACAGCCGAGUUUCAAAACGAUAAAGAAGCCAUGGUUGCUCGCGGAACUAAAAAGUCAAGCAGCUUUGGUGAGGUACAAGCGCUCGUUCAGACAGAGCAAAUCGGAUGGGACUAUCCGUUAAUAGAUGCGGACUCCGAGCAGUUCCUUAACACUACUCAGUGGCGACCAGGGCGUGAAAGAAGCAACAUGUGGACCGGGGAGGUCUCCGUUACCGUUCCCAAAGUUCCAAAUACUGAUGACAAACCGGGAAUCAAGACGCAGCCGAAAACGGCAGGGUCUGUGAAGUCCAAACAGCAGCAAAAGAAUGACCAGGAAAUAUUCGGACAACAAGACAGCCUCUUUCCCACAACUCAAUUACAUCGGACACAUUCCUUGGGGAAUUUUUCAUCCAAACUACUUCAACCAAGGAUGAUGGGAGAGGCACUCUCGGUGGUCAUUCAACCGGCAAGUCAGAGCAGCCCGGGAUCGGCAGGAUCCAUGAUAGACUUGAACACGAGUGUUCCUCAGCAGUCACCUGGCAGACAACAACUAAGAUUACACAGCAAAACCGUUUCGGAGUCGAGUCAUAAAAAGCCAUUGACCUAUGACGAUGUGAUGCAAUUACAACAACGGCAUUUACUUGAGUGUUUGUACAUUGUCACGGCAAGAACACCGAGCGCUCUAGUGCUGACAACAGACAAGCAUUCGACGCACGAUAAACACUUCUUACACUUGGACUCAUUGCAUUUAUUGCGGAACAAACGAGCAGCCACAGAACCAGCGACAAAACUCACUCGACUAUUACGUCUCCGGUCAACUGACCCGCGAAGCAGUGCGGAUGAGAGUGGACACUGUAGUGCUGGGAAUCAGCAGGAUGUACAGCCGCCGUCCUCUCCAGCAAAUCAGCGGCCACGCGCACAUAGACACGGUCUUCCACUUCAUCGUUUGCUUAGAAAGCGUAAUCAGCAUUCUGUUGCCUCACCGGUAAAGGAUAAUUCGUCUCAUCAGACUGCCGACGCAGGCCGUCGCUCUGAUGCUCAUUUUUUAGUCCAUCAAGAUAAAAAGGGACAAUCGAGCGCAAUUCAGAAUCGUAAUUCGUUACCAUGUCCAGAAUUAGAUGGAUCUACUUUUCAAACAAAAAUGCCCAACACCUCUAGCAACAUAAAAAGACGUAGUGACUGUGAGUCAAUAGAAAUCAAGCCGUUGCUGAGUUCUCCCAUGUUAUGGCAUGACUUCGAAAUCAAUGAAAAGGACACCAUAAACAACAGGUCUAUUCCUCCGAGUCCAAGCUGGCCUGGACAGGAGAGCUACAUAAAAUUACACGAAAAACCCUCUUAUUUUAGAACCUUAUCCAAAGAACUCCGCUGCAGAGAUGAUGAUGGUAGAGAUCGACUGCGAAAGGACAAUUCUGCCAAUCUGGAUGUUCACACAGGGAGAAUGAAUAUGGCUAGUGGCGCUAAGGAACACCAAAUUUUAGAUAUUGAUGGUUCUGAUGAAUGUGCGUCAGCUGUGUCAGGGCCGUUGUAUCGUCAGGCGAAUAAGAACAACCUAUCCACCGUUAGUGGUGGAACCGAAAGAUGUCAAAGUUUACCAGUCGAGCUGGAAAACAAACCAAAAGAAGCGAGGUUGUCCAACUUUUCAGGUCAAACACAAACAUCCAGUGCGAAUGAUUCUGGAAAGAAGACAGCUACAGAACGGGGAGAAAUGGUGAGAUUUUGAAUGUUUCAUUAUUUCAUCAUGAUUAUUUGAGGUUGACGUUUUGUUUAUCUAACGCUUCAGUUGUUUAUUUAUUCCCUGUGAGUACUUACAGGGAUGUCCAAGCUAGUUUGUGUCCUCCUGGCUAUCAGCCUACAACCAGG